This is a messenger RNA of Anopheles stephensi (Asian malaria mosquito), 19176 nucleotides long. It is a transcript of the gene Dop2R, whose product is annotated as dopamine D2-like receptor. Bases 1114 to 3081 code for a protein of 655 amino acids. Gene Ontology annotation, molecular function: G protein-coupled receptor activity; dopamine neurotransmitter receptor activity, coupled via Gi/Go. Gene Ontology annotation, biological process: adenylate cyclase-activating adrenergic receptor signaling pathway. Lineage: Eukaryota; Metazoa; Arthropoda; Insecta; Diptera; Culicidae. The transcript has 11 exons. The record is from RefSeq and is a predicted model, not a curated record. Gene Ontology annotation, cellular component: membrane.
GUAACAAGCGCAUCCGUGCUCAGUCAGUCAGUCGUCGGUUCGACCAGAAUCCGUUCGAACACGUUCUGCUCGCUCGCUCGAAGUAUUCGGUACGUUCGUCCGUGAAGCCAGAAGGUUCGCUUCUUCGUGCGCGUAGUUUUCAGCCCUUCAGCCUGCUGUUGUAGCUGUUGGAGCCAAACAACGAAGUGAGAAUCGAAAGAGGCCAGCGAAAGAGAAAUCCCGAUUUAAGGCUCAAAAGGAUGUAUUCAGUGGUGUUUUGUUGUGUGAACGAAGACCGGCAAUGAUGGGCUUUUGAUGAGGCGAAAGCAGUGUGAUUGUGCGAUAUGAAUGUGUUGCCCGCGGUGCAGCCAAGUGCGGUUUGGCGGUGGCAUAAACAAAGCAUUAGCGCACCUGUUGCAUCAGUUUGAGUCCUGAGUGUGGGAAGGAAGAUGUAGAGAAAUUCUGUGCCCAGGGAGCGUGCUAGUGAGUGUAUUGUUGCAGUGAGAGUUGCAGCUUUAGUGCGGGCUAGCUCAGUCAUCCAUAAGGACCACAUUUGUUGAGCAUAAAAUGGAGGCUCAAGUAGAGUAAUUGAACGUAUUUCGUGUUGUUUGUUUACGGAGCUGCAAUAAUGAGGAACGGAGUACGGUUGAGGUGAGGUGGUAGUGAAGAACUGCGGCAAAUAGAUCGUCGUCUAGUAUGAGUAUGAGCCGGCCAGAAGAGUCCCGUGUAACGUGUUUGGGCGCAACUACACUUUGACGGCCGUAUUGCAACCGGGAACAACUCAUUUCGUAACGAGCCAGCCUCGUUGUGCAUUAUCUUGUUUCUGUUCCUCAGAAAGCAGCGUCAGAAAGAACCUCGCCAGAACGGAACCCAUCCAUUGCAAUGGAUUAAUAAGGGAAGUUGUCGGACCGUACACUCCAUCGAAGGAGCUGUUCCCAUGGGGUGGUCAAAUGGAAUUACGGCUCUGAAAUCAGUGUCUCAGCAGUAGCGGCAGCAGACACCAGAGUCAUAACUAUUGUCGUAUCUCUAGACAACAGUUCCGGCUUCCAUCGUCCAUCGACUGACUGCUCCAGGGUGAGAGGGAAAGAGAGUGGGAAGGCGCGUGAGUGAGAGAUUGACGUAAUUGCAGACGCCAUGAUGCCGUCGGUUGAGAACGAAACGUCCCUCAGCUGGGGCGGUGGUUGGGACUCGCCCGACUACUUCCGGCUGUUUGGCGAGAGCGUCUACAAUGACACCGUUCUGGAUGUGCGGGUACCACCGGACACCGCACCGCCACCAACCGUGCGCAUCCCAUCGGUGGCUGCUAGCAACGCGACCACCAAUGCGGCGACCACCAACGAUACCGACCAGUACUACGCCGAUGAUCCGGCACCGUACAACGAUUCACUGGAAUCGCCCAUCGGCGACGGUACUGGGUCGCGGGGCAGCGUUUUCGAGCUGCUAGCCGAGGAUAUAGGGGCCAUUUUCUACAACGCCAACGGUACGUACGGCAACGAUACGGCGGGCCUGGCCGUCAACUGUUCCCUCACCAACACGACGUGCAUCGGACCAACGGAAGUGAAAGAGUAUCACUACUGGUGCCUGAUACUUGUGCUGUUCCCGAUCCUGACGCUGUUUGGUAAUGUGCUGGUGAUAUUGGCUGUUUGCCGCGAACGAACCUUACAGACAGUGACCAAUUAUUUUAUAGUGUCGUUGGCAAUAGCCGAUCUGCUAGUGGCCGUGGUCGUGAUGCCGUUUGCCGUGUACGUGUUGGUGAAUGGUGCAUGGACGUUGCCAAAUUUUGCUUGUGAUUUCUACAUAGCUAUGGAUGUGAUAUGCUCAACUUCGUCUAUAUUUAAUUUAGUUGCAAUAUCGAUAGACAGAUACAUCGCGGUAACACAACCAAUCAAGUACGCGAAGCAUAAAAACAGCCGCCGGGUGUGUCUGACGAUCCUGCUCGUGUGGGCAAUAUCGGCCGCGAUCGGAUCACCGAUAGUGCUGGGACUGAACAACACGCAGGACCGAUCGCCCGACCUCUGCGUGUUCUACAAUACCGAUUUUAUAGUGUACUCGUCCCUAACUAGCUUUUAUAUCCCGUGUAUCAUAAUGGUCUUUUUAUACUGGAAUAUUUUUAAGGCAUUGCGAACGCGAGCGAAAAAGCAACGAGCCGCCCGGAAGCCGCACCUCUCGGAGAUCACUGCCGGGGGCAGCAUCAUCGAGAACAUUGCUCAAACAAAGCGCCUAGCGGAAACGCAACUAGACGGCAGCACGCGAAGCGGCUCCAAGAUCCUUCCGGACGAGGAGCGGCCCACCAACACGGCUUCCGGUUCGAACGAGGAAGACGACGAGAAUGCCGGGUCCCCUGACAUUGACGACUGUCAUGUGAUUGUGAACGAUAAAUCAACUGAAUUUAUGUUGGCGACCGUCGUGGAGGAGGCGGGAAACAAAAGCUUCUCGACGUCUACUUUUAGCGUGGUGGCACAGAUCGCGACAACGCAACAGGUACCGUCCGACCCGAACGGGAACCAUGACUCGGGCUAUGCUCCAUCCAGCAUCGCCGAUGCCCUGGCAGUGAAUGCAACCCCACCGGAAAGCCUCAACGUGACCGCCACGGUGAUUGUAAAUAAAAGUGCAACCCUCCGGAGUCGGAACGGUUCGCCGAGGAAGGAAGCAAGUGUUACCUUAAAACCCCUAUCGUUAGUUAGAUGCGGAGUUCAACAGGCCCUGUCACUCAAUCGGAACGAUUCCACCCUAUCAACGAACUCUCGGGACAGUUCCAGGAAGGACAAAAAGAAUACCCAGGCAUCCAGGUUCACAAUCUACAAAGUGAAUAAAGCGUCGAAAAAGAAGCGAGAAAAGUCGUCAGCCAAGAAGGAACGAAAAGCGACCAAAACGUUAGCGAUAGUCUUAGGUGUGUUUCUAUUUUGCUGGGUGCCGUUCUUUACCUGCAACAUCAUGGAUGCGAUGUGCGCGAAGCUGGACAAGGACUGCCGGCCGGGAGUCACGAUAUUCAACCUCACCACGUGGCUCGGCUACAUGAACAGCUUCGUCAACCCCGUCAUCUACACCAUCUUCAAUCCCGAGUUCCGGAAAGCGUUUAAAAAGAUCAUGCACAUCGAGUGAGUGGGACGCAUCGGACCGGGAGCCCGUGCCGGCGACCGGGACGAUGACGAGCCGGACCGGGGCAACGGAUGCAGCGUGGCGGUGCCGGAACCAGCAGCCCGACGCAACGCCUCCCAGCGGCGCAAUGUCACCUGGAGCUAGCCAGAAGCCACCGUCGAGCGCAGACAGCCGGCCAAACGGCGUUCCGACGAACCCGACCCGGCCUGCGUCGACGGUGGACAAACGGUGGAUGGGGAUGAGAAGAAAGCAGCGGCCUCCCCGGAACCCUCGACAAGCCGCUGUCAGGUGAGAGCUAAGACAAACAGACAGAAGCAAGUGAAUGGUAGGGGACCAUUUUAUUUAUUUGUUGCAAACCACCGCCGUGCGGUAGAGAAUUCUCCCGAGCUGGAUCGAAGUCCGGUUGUGGUGUAGUACGGACGGGAUGAAAUUGUACGUGUCGUUCAAGGAACUGGAUUCCUAGGGCGAGCCAAAGGGCUAAACAAAUCUUACAAAAGCUUCCGACGAUUGUGGGCCGCAGUGCUCCAGCUGCUCCGUUUCCCAUCCGGAACCGGUGGGACAAACAUAUCGACAUCUCAACAUCUCACCACUCACCACGCCCAGCUGUGGCACAAUAAAUCCUUCAAUUUCAUCGUGUGAUCAACCGGAAGGAUAACCUUCCACAGUAUCUUCUUCUGUACUCGCCGCGCGUAUGUACACACAGCAUAUUACCGGAGUGGAUUGUUUUUAAGUUUCAUUUCAUCAGCCCCAGUUCGAUUCGUACUCAUCGUUUCCUUGUUGAGUUUCGAAGCAUCCACUGGCAUCUCUCGUCCUGAUCGUUGUUCCUAGACUCCACAGACAAAACAAAACAACCAAUCAUCUGCACCCUGCAGCCGCAAGGAUAUACAUAUAUGAUGAAACUUUCUCAUGGAUAGCAAUCGCACUGUACCGCUCGUGUGCAGCGUCGCUCGUAUUCGUCAGCAGUAGUAGAGACUAGACUAGAGCCCGGAGUAAGGAAAGCGAGUCCUUUGCUCAACGAGAUUCAGCAGUAUAGAUAAGUGGUUCGGUAUCGAACGUCUGUGCCAAAUGCCAACACACACACACACACACACACACACACCGGGCCAGGGACAGUUGAGGUGAAGUAAUUUAAAGCAAAACCCCGCAACGAGCGGUACUGUACAGGUAUACCUACCCUUUUAGCAAUGUAUCAUUCUCGUCCAAAAUGUGAAAACGGCAACGACAAGAAUAAUGUAUGUAACUGCUACUGCUGGUGUGAAGUCCACAUCCGCAUCUCGGACAUCCAAUAGCCAACAGCGUACUCGGGCGUAGAAUCAACUAAUAGAAAUAGCUAUCAAGUCGAUGUACAAAAAGAAUAAUCCAAACACGCGCAAGAGAAAACUAAUCAACCAAUGCUCACCGAAAGCUGCACCAGGGGUGUAUGGGACCGGUGUUGUACUGUCCGCCGGUGGUAAGUUAACGCCUCGUACGCAUGUUUCUAUGUAGAAUGUAAUGUAGUGAUUAUGUAGUGUCGACUGUUUUUAGCGACCUGUUUUAUUCCACUUUUUCGCCGCUUCUCCAAACCGCGCGAAACACGCGAACAAACGAACGAACGAACGAACGCUUGUACAUAUCGGGUGCACGGUAGAGGAUCGGUUCAUAACUCACCUGCUCAGUGCAGGUCUGCAAAAAAUUAUGUAUACACAGAAACAAAACCCAACCAAACGACAACGAUAUAGAGCUCGUUUUUUUCUCCGCCCAGCUUUAUUUUCCCUUCAACAACAACUUCAGAAUGCGCUUUUGUUUAGUGUAACAGCGGAAUGCAUUUGAACCAACUGAAAAGCGAAAUCUAGAGAGAAAGAGAGAGAGAAGGAGGAAGCCAGCCAAGGUUUUCCGUUGCUCUCUUGCAAAAGCACGAAACCUUAAAACCCAAAACCUACAAAUCAAACGCAAACCAAAGCAAAGUGAAAGACAAAAAAUUGAGAUUAGUGUUUAGGCGUGGCAAACGGAACCAAGCAUCUGAGCGCGACCUGUCUCGCUGCGUGCGACGCCUCGUAGCGUGGCAUACGCGAGCGCAGGGAUCCCGGAUGCCGCUUGUCACUAGUAAUGUGUAAAUGCUAAGUAUAUUUAAUAAUGCUCACUCACACACACGAACAAAGCAUCACACUCACAUACACAAAAGCUCUCCAGCCGCAUGGGUCCGAAGCGGGAGCCAGCUGGAGCAGCUAUUCGGGGACUCUUUACAAAUUAGUAGCCUAGUGUAAGUAGAAGCGAAAAUAGCAGUAGUUGAGCCUGGUCGAGGAAAAUAACACUAAAAGGAUGAAGGAUCACUUUAGGAUAACUGCAACAUGAAAGCCUUUAGCAAAAGAUGUGGAGGCACUGUUUCUAGUACAUAUGUAAGCGCUACAUUCUGCUCCGCAUACAGAUCCGCACACAAACACACCGGUUAAGAUAAAUCGGAAAAGGAGCGAAAGGAGGAUUUUAAGCUCAGUACAAAUUAUUCAAUAAACUUGACACGAAAGUCAAGCUAAAGUUUUACAGCAACAUCCGCCAGGGUGUGUUUGUGAUGCGGCGUAAUCAUGAGAUCGCUUGUGUCGCAUAGUCGAUCAUUCCCUUAGUCCUCUCCAAAACAAAUCUUUCGAUCGAUCGAUAGCCAGGUAGGAUAGGCCUGCUAAUGUCCUAUUCAUAUAGUGCAGGCUAAUGAAAUGUAAAUAUUGCUGUUAAACUUUCGGUUUAAAGCCACUCGGCUUGGUUGUUUACGUUUCAUCUCCGUUUUAAUAGUUUAAUGAACUGUUACAGUUGAACACAUGUUUAAAGACUGUCCUAUUGGAAUUUGUAGCUAUUACGUAUUCGCUCAAGGAUGUAAGGAUCGAGGCAAGAGAAGAAACCUUUAAUUUUAUGUCCGAUAUUGGCUACUGUAAAUUAAUUUUAACAGGGUUACGAUUCAUAUAAUUGAGAUGUUGAAUCACUUAGGGGAACAUCGAAAGCAUCCUUAUUGGUGUCUCCCAACUUUACACAAGGUUUGAUACAUUCCCUAAGAAGUGAUUCAACAAAUCCACCAUAUGGAUCGAAUCGCUGUAAGUUUUAUAAGUGCAUGCAGCAUACUUGGAAGGCGAUCGAUAAAUCAAUGGCUUUAAUGUCACAUCACUCAGCCAUAGAUAGACUUCACUCCAUUGCAAAAAGAUCGUGUAACAAACUGCCCAUUAAAGGAUUUAUUGAUUUUUUGAAAACCGUAAAUUCCACCAAAUGUCAAACCCAUCACAGCAUCGUAACGUUCCUCCCCCUAAAUCUUUUCAAUUAGCGUGCGGUCAUUUCAUUGUGUAUCUCUUUCAUUAUGCUUUACACUCUCCCCCUAUUUCUCUCCAACUGACAUUGGAAGUUUUGGGGAAAAAUGUGACAAAAAAUUUGAUAAACCAACAACGACUUCCGGGAAAACCGGUGAAACCCGUGCCUGAUAGUACACCACGGCAUCCUGGUUACGGUCAAUCAGAUCGCCCGAUCUGAAGGAUGUACAACCCUUGACCUUAUCCCGGUCAUCCCAUCGAACCAGGAAAAGUUAGCUUGCUGUUGAUAAAUUCUUUUCAGAAUUCAGUUUCGCCCGUUCGCUCGCCCGCUCACUCGCUGUCUGUUUUUUGCCUCCCUCGGAUGGCUUUUCGAUUCGCGAGAGAUCGGUCGCUGUUGUUUCGGUUUCGGACUUUCUUCGAAUUGGUUGCGGUUGUUUUCGUUUGGUCAAAUUAAUUUGUCAUCCUGUGGGCUCAGUGGGCCUGACCGGUGUCGCAUUUGAAGGCACAAACAAAAUGUUGUUUGCAGUCUAAAAAAAACGAACCUUUCCUAUCUCGUGCUAAUCUGACCCUCUGGCUGCGGAAAAAUAGCGGGCAAAAAAUAAGCUUUCGUAUUCAUGGGGUACCAAACGGGUCUCUAGGCUGUGGAUGAGCCACCAGCAAACAGGCACGAGCAGAGGCAUCCUAAUGCAAUGAAGAAAGCAAAACGCAGGGAAAAAGAGCACAAGGCACAACCAUUAAUUCGGCAACUCGGCCACCGGCACGCUGUUUCUCAACCUCCAAGCGUGAAUUUUGACUUUUUACGAAGGUUUUUCCCAAGGCAUUUUUUGUCGUUGUUUUCGUUGCAAAAAUUUGAUAUUUCAUUAUGACCGUUGCGAGACUGUGCAAGGGACACAGAAGAUUGUCACCUCCCUUUCCCAGGUAAAGGGAGAGUCCCGAUUCUUUGGGAUGGAUACCAGAACCUUCUUCUGGAGUGGAGACUACACAAGCAUCCACCCAAAGAAAUGGGACAACUAACUCGGAGAAAAAAAAAAUGCGCCACAAAACUUUCCGGCAGGGAUUUUAAUUUCUGAACGCAUUAAUCACCUGUCAACGUCCAAUGUCCGGUGUCCGGUGUUCUUUUCCAGAAAGCAGUUACUUUCAACUGGACGACUUGUGUUGGCGCAUUUUUUUAUCUUUUUCCUUAACGUUACUCACAACUCUCUCGCCAACCAUUUUGUCUCUUCCAACCCAAAAUAUUGUGUCCGAUUUUAGGUGUGUGUUGAAUGGUUUUUCUCGGUUCGCAAGAUAACAAAGUUGCAGAAAAAGAAUGUAUCUCACGAAGGGACUUGCUCCAAAGGAGAUGAGACCAGGGCUCAAAAAAAAACUUGCAAGACAACCUUCGUCACCGUUGCAGAGAAGUUAAAGAAGACACAGGCACUCGCGCACAAACACCGCCAUACACAAUAACACAAUCAAAAUCUGGAUAUCUGAAAGAAUCCGCGCCAGUAAAGUUUUUAUUGUCAAUGGCCCGGUGCGGACAACGUUUCAAAUUUAUAUUCUCUCCAUAGGGCGGACAUUUCCUUCUUCUUUUUUCCAACCCCCGUCUUGGAGUUGCUUCCUCUUUUCUGGUGAGGAAUGGUUCAUCUUUCCGUCUUACAGCUCCUUCCAACGCUCUCAACUCUGCCUCGAAUCCUCCCAGUAACUGUGUUACUUUCAGUCACGUAAAAGGCAUUACUUCAAUGUUCCGCUCUCUCUGUGUGGGCUUCACUGUCAGGAAAAAAUAAGAGAAAAACAAUUUUUUAAUGCUAUCUUUGGUUCUUCUGGGAAGAAAAAAAAGGCCGCUCGAUGAAGUGUAACUACAGCCGUAGCGAAAUGUCCAACUGACAUAGGAAAAGGAAGCAGACAUAUUUUUAGCCACCAAAUGAUUCCGGUUCACUGUGCACUAUUUGCGAAUCGAUAGAGAAACUUUGUGGAAACACAAAUUUGGAACACGCAAAAUGAAUGUUUUCCUUGCAGAGGCACGCAAAUGAGCAGCUCAAAACAUUACUCAAACAUGGAAGAAAAUUAAGGAUUCCAUAUUGGAUAUCCACAGCGACAGUUCAUUCGCAUUCCAUCGCAUUGCAUGACUCGAAUCAAUAAAUCAAGACCGCGGUCCAAGAAAAAACCGUUUUCGUAAAUUGCUCAACGCUCUUCUCCUAAUCAAUUUCAGCCGUUUAAACCCUUUUACUCAUUAAAAAUUACACGAUCAAAACACUCUUCCCUGGAGGCGGCUCUGGUGGUCUAACGGCUGGAAGUUCACAGACGAUCCACCAUCAACAAACUCAUAAAUAUCGCAGACAAACAAACGAUUCAUCAAAAGCGUUUUAACUGUGUGCAUCGUUUGAACGUGGGCUCAAACUUUUAGUGCGGCGAGAACUCGCUAUUCCCCGCAUUUGAGCUGGUGUCUCGUGGUUUGGGGAAGUGGUUAAGUUUUCUUUCAUAAAACCACCAGCUUGAUGAAGCUUUGUUUUUCUUUUAGCUAGCAAAGAGGUGCGAAGUGGAAGUUUAUUUUGUUUCGACUCCAUUCUCUGCCGUGCGACUUUACUGGGCUGGAGUUGAUUAAUGAGAGGUGUAAAAAUUUAAUCUAAAACUCACCACACACUCGCAUCCAGCCAUGAUCCACAUGCGGCUUAACAUGCGAUGGUCGUUAAAUCGUCCCAAAAACGGUUGGAUGAUUGAGUUUAAUGCACCCGAUGACAGCUGCUCCAUUCACGCGAAACCCUGGUCCCUGGAACUGACACCAGCAGCGUCGCCGCUCCCUUCUGCGUGGAUACGUGGAUUAGAUUUGACACUCAAACAAUAACCACCCUCCACGUGUAAGCUGCACUUACACUCACGUGCACUUACCCUCCACGUGCCCCCACAUGGUCCACCCUCGAGAUAGAUGCGAGCGGUUCGAUUCAGUUAAUAGCGUUUGUUUAUCCAGCCGUACGAUUUUAUGCUUCCCUUCUGCUGCACUUACCAGGCCACGAGCCAACGUGCCAAGCCAUCGGGAACGAACGAUGAUAAAGGAGUUUUAGAGAUUUAGAAGGCAUGAAUACACACGCCGCUCGUCUAUCCUUUGGUCCCGGUGCCGGUGCCGGUUAUCAACAUCGCUCGGGUGCAUACCAGCGCUGUCCCUGGCCUGGGGCCCCCGAGGCCAAGGGAUGGGCUGAAACGAAGCGUACGGUUUGCGAUGAAUUUAAUUGCUUUCGUAAUUACAUAAAUGCACAAGCAUCAUUUGCAUGCAGCUAAAGUCCUUCGGACAAGAUGCGCGGGCUCGGGAGACUGGAGCGCACGGUCUAGCAGGGCCAAUUUAGCAGGAGGAUAUGGAAGAUCCACAAUAAUCCGUGCCUCGGAGACGGUCGAGCGAGACGAGGUUGCAGGAUGCUUUCACUUCUCGGAUGAGCGUACACUAUCUUUGCCAGUUCGUUUACACCCAUCGCACUAUCUCGCAUACCUAUCCGAUCGGGGCUUACCUGUAAACCGGUGGCCAUCGAGUUCACCCGGUUGAAACCACCGGAAAGACGCAAACAAACUUGAACGAUCCCUUGUGGAUGCAACGAACGGGACGGCAAGCUUCGCGGAAUGACAAGACAAAUGAAGGAAAGCUGUUUACUGCUGCUCGCUCUGUUGUGUUGUCAGUAUUCGUGUAGCUAAACUGGUCGUUUGCUAGGCUAGUCUAGACACCAGCAGUGCAGUGCAAUUUGUGCUGUGCUGAACGAGUGUUAAAACUUAAGCGAUUAUUAAUCGAAACCUUUCAUCGCCCGGGGAGGUUGUUGUUGCCGAUGGUGCCUGGAACUUGGUUUUGAUUUGUUUGGUUUCAAUUUAACAAUUAGCACCAUUUCAAUGUAUCUGCCGGUGAGCUGUGGAACGGAGAGAUCAACACUUUUAAUAUCGUAUGAUUUGGCAAGUCCUGUAUCUUCAUAAUUAAACAAGGUAACAAAUAUCAACACAUUGAGAAAUUACCAUCAGAUCGAUUAUAUAUCAACUAUUGGAAAUGUGAGUGGUCUUCAAAGUAACUUCACGCAUUUAACUAUCUUUUGAGGACAAUCUUCAACAACGCUCUCACUUGGAUCGCAGUCUUUAUGUGCUGAGAAAGCGUUUAACAGCUAUUCAAAUGCCUAAGAACAUAGGCAAAAAGACAGCAUCAUGAUGAAAAGAAACAGAACUCCACGCCUUAAAAACAAUCGCCCAAGUAUCGUGAACUUAGGGAUUUUCAGCGGGCAAAUUAGCAGAAGGAUUCAUAGGAUGGUUUCAAUGUGCAAAGUUGAAUUGCAUCGCGACUAGAACAUUUAUUUUAUUUUAUUUUUAUUCAUAAAGAACGGCCUGGCCGUAUUGCUGACUAGAACAUUGUAAAUGUCAUGAAUUCGAUGAAUGUUAGCAAUUGAAACGCUCUUUGAGAGACCGGAUCUUCCUUUGCCGAACUCCACUCGCAACCAAAAGAUGUCAAAGUAGUGAUGCCCAUGCGUCGUAUGCAGGUCCGACAUUAGUCUAGACAUUCUGCGAAUGAACGCUCAACCUACAGCGAUCAAGUGAAACCUACGACACAGGAAUACCUAUGGUAAGAUGGAAUGCAGGAACCCUUCGGGCUUACCCUAAUCCCACACGCCUUGGCAUCUGAGCUACCGUAGCUGUUGUGGUGAGUGAAGAUACUUGUAAGAGGGAAUCAAGCUCUCAAAACAGUUGUCCUCGUUUGGCUCUGAUGUCCAUCUUUCCAUUGCUUGAGAUAGGAGCGAUAUUUAGAAUGCGUUUUCAAACAAGGUGAUUAGAAUGUGCGAUAUUUCACAGAAGAAAUAAUUCAAGCUCUUCAUAGAAUUUUAGUGUUUUAAGAGCUUCGGCAGUCUGUGCUGCUUCAAGUGCAGCGAUAGUUUGCUGUGUCUCAAUUCAGUUUUUAAUCAAUUCGAUAACAACACUCGCUGCUCUUCAGUUGGAAUUAACUGCUUAUAAAAAAGGAGAAUUUAUUGUAAGGAUCUGAAGGAGUCCAGAAUAUAAAAUUUUGAACUAGCGGCAUCAAGGGUUGUGUUGGGCAUUGCUCCACAUGAAUUCCGUGUAACCAGACAUGAGCAACUGUUUGCAAAUUAUUGUGCAAUGGACAUGGAUGGCAUCGUAUCUGGACAUAUUUUCUCUUACAUGUUCCAGAAUCAAACAGCAAACAGUAUGAAUGAUUCUAAAAUAAUUAUCGUAAGUUUUUGUGAUUUCAUUUCUGUUUCUACUGUUUUACAUAGUUUUGACGGGGUUCACAAAUACGUUAGUGCCUCAAAACAAAUCUCAACAAAUAGCAGCAAAGUAUUAACAAUUUUUUACCUCAUGCAACACCACCAAUAAGGACCUCAAUACCAGACGUACCAUUGGAGAGCCCUCGCAUAAACAAAAGCAGCUCAUAAAUUUAAUGAAACUUUGAUACGCACGUCAUUAAACGAUAAAUUUCCAAUGACAGUCAUUGAAAAAUCCAUCAAUCUGAUCGUCGCGUCUUCCGUUACCGCCGGAUACGAAACGGAGCCGACACAGUAGACACACGAAGAAAAGCUCUCAUUCUUUUGUUUGCAAUGGAAAACGAAAACUGCGCUAAUAGCAUCCACCCAACACUCAAGCUUCAGGCUGUUCCCACUUUCACGUAGCUGGCACGUAGCACCGAGACAUUUGCUUGGCACGUUGUGAAUGAAAACACCCUUCGACCCGUCCCGAAUCGAAUCGUUCGAACGGUCUAGCUGCUUUGGACCAUCCGUCCCUAUUAGAAAAACUCAUCUUUCUUCAUUAUAAAACAUUAGCUUCAUAAAAUAAAUCAACCCGUGGAGAGAGAAAAGAGAAAAGCGAAGGCAGGCGCUUUUUCGGUUUGGUUCUACACUUUGCUUUUUAUAAAACCUUCCAAUUUUUUUUCUCGCAUACCACCUCGGUUGCAACUGACUAGAGCAAGAAAAGGCACGAAAUGAUUAUCCAAAACAGGCAUUCCUUUUCGAUUUUUCUGCUUGCCCGGUAUUAAAAAGGGCCACACCGAAAUGAAAAGCUCAUUGACGCUCGCCGUAUGCCCUCGUAAAAAAAACACGCACUCAUAUCGCUGUGUUCCGGUCGUUUGGUUUGGUUCGCUUUCCUUGGGUAAUCGUAUUUCACCUAUGUGUAAAGGGUGUAAGGUCACGCGUGUGGGUCGUUUUCAGAUCGCUUGCCAGCAGAUACACAUCGUUAGGUCGGGGCCAACACUUUUCGGAAGGUACGCCAGUGAAAGACAACCACAAACAGAAUGGCGGCUUUGGAAUAGAAAAUUAUACAGAGCAACACAUUGCAGUACGGACUGAUGAUCAAAGCAAAUCUCUAAAUGACACGGUAACAACAACGCCACUGCCAAAAAAACACCCUGCUGCCUAAAAUAUCAUUACAAUGAGCGUGAAAAGAGAACGACAAGAGUGCAACUUUUCACCCUUUUUUCCUAGUGAACUGCUGAGCUGAUCCUCGGAAUCUCUCUCGGUCCGUGUGGUGUGGCUUGAAGCUACAAAACCCGCAGCCUUCCGACUCAGUAAUGAUUGGGUUGUGAAGUCUCGUUUUUUUUCUCGCCCUGCCAUUUUCUUUCGGCUCAUAAAAUCCGAUAAUAACCUCCCGAAAUGAACAAAACCCCUGCUCGACCUUCCACACCGCAACCGGCCUGUAAGCGCCCGACCCUAUUGAACCGCAUUUUAAGCCCUCAUCAAAUAAUACCUCCCCCCAUACACACACACACACUGCCAUGGUUCGCUCGGAACACGGAUGAAGGCUCAUUCGUUUGUUGUUGUUUCACCCCCAUAGCACCGGUACCGUGUGAGACGCGGCGAAAAUAAACGGAUAUCGAUAUUUAAUGGCCGAUAUGAAUCGGUUGGCGUUUAAACUGAUUAUUUCUUUUUAUGAUUACCAUAGUUAAACCGACUAACGGCGCUGGAACGGAACACGAGAUUGACUGCACGUUCGAUCCUCCGAGCUCGACUGACGCCAUGAUGGUGAUGGUGAUGACUGCCGUUACGGGCGUUAUUAUAGGGAGGUGGCAUACCGGGUCAGGUACUCCGAAAGGGAGUCAGGUGGCCUGGGGGAAGGCCGUCGCAAUGCUCGUAAAUAUUGGCUAUUGGCGAAAUGAUUACAAACCGAUAACAAAACGUAUAAUUUGAUGCUAUGCGGCAAACGGGAAACGGGUGUUUUGCAACGAUUCUUGAUUCGUUUGUUGUAGCACUGUGUUUAAUGGCUUAUUUAUUGACCGACUGACACAUAUAUUCUCGUUCUCCGAAUUGUGUUUACGUUUCGCAAAACAAGAGCAUGGAACGAUGAAAAAAAAGCAAACAAUUACGAAACAGUAUAACCUAUGUUUAUUUAUUUUAUUUUAAUGUUUUCAAAACAUUUCUUCACUUCGCGUCCUUGUGACGAAUUCUAUCAACCACCAGGCGCCUCCAUCGGCAUCCAUCGGCGCCGUAUGCCGCAGAUCCAUCUCGCAAAAUAAGUGUUCAUAUUUUCGCAACACACCGCUCUCCAGCGAUACGAAAAACAACUCCCAGUGGAAAUAAAAAAUGCAUCACAAGUUCUAGCGGAGCGAAGGAAAGCUACGUACGUCUUUCGCCACCUAUCAAGCCUAGCUCCACGCAACAUGUGUGAUGAGGAAGCGUAAAUUUCAUGUCAAAAGUGACACCUGAGAGCAUGAGGAAUGGUUUGAUUGGCAGCAAGCGUUUUGGAAUGGGAGUGUUGUUGUGCAAGCUUUAUGAUUUUUUUUUCUUUUUGGAGGCGAAUUCAUAAUGAACCCUAACUGGUCUGGUUUUACUGGAAAACGAUUCAUAACGACUUUCUAAAAAUAGCAGAGCUGCUUGUUUUUUCCCCGUUCAAAAUGCCAGGCUUUCCUUUUUUUCGUUUUAAACUUUUCGUAAAGUUUUGCUGGUCAGUAUCUGGUUUUCUAAAUUUCAAUGUGCUUAACCCAACGAUAUCGGGUAUACAUUUAAUUUAAAAUUUUAAAUCAUUUUCACCAUGGUUGGAUAGGGAUGUUUGCAUCAAAUUCCUCUGCUAGAUAAUUACUCCAACUGAAAUGUUUCAGCGUUAGCAACACUGUUUCUGGUUGAUCAUGAAUUUUUUGAAUAGCAUAAAACCUUUUACAACUAUAUAAAAAGUAUUCAUCUUAAUUGAUUCUAGACAAAAGGGUGUGUCUGCUCAAACAAAUCAAAUGCAGGAUUAAAAUAUGUUUAUCGAUGCACUGAUACUCGGCAUAAGAUAUAUAGUAAUGAGCAAGUCUAUGGAAAAGUUGUUGGAUUACAGUCAAUUUAUUUUUUAAAUGUUUGUUCAAUAACCAAAAACUCAUUUUAUACAUCAGAAAUAAUUUUGUCCAAUUGUUCAGUCAUUUUGCUUAUUGAGGUUUUAUUAAAAUGUGAAGGUCAAAUUAGUAUACUCUUCUGCUUUGCUCUUCUCUCUGCUUCUGCCUCUCAGCAACCGUGAAAGUUCUCUGUCUGCCAUUUCUGUUUUUCCUUGACUUGAUUUCACCCGUAUCUGGGAAGGUUCAUCCUGCGUGCUGAGUCGGUCCGGGCAACUAACAAACAAGAUAUAACAAAUACGAUAUGGAAGCAAAUCAAAUGACUACUUUAAACAGUUUUUGCGAAAGUAUGUGGAAGUCCUUCAUAAUUGUCCUGACGAUUCUGUGUGAAAAAACACUAAAUGGAAACAAAUGUGAUGUCGAACAACUAGCAGUACAUAGCGAAACUGUCACGAUCAAUCAACUUUAUUGGCUAAAUUCCUCAUUGUGAUUUCAAUGUACAAAAUAGCUAUACAUCCUAUUCUUCCCACACAACCUGUUCUUGGCAAUUUUUCUACUCACACCAACUAAUGAGUGUGAACACUGAAACCGUCAGCGUCAGGGGCGUCCUGAUGCGCAAUCAAAGCACAGCAGCGCAAAAUUAUUUCCAUUAUCCUUAUCAUUCCAUUCAACUCCAUCACCAUCCCGUCCCUGGGACGGUUCCUGUGAGGUGGUUUCGUGGACGGGAGGGAAGUUCAAUUAUAGGAUGCCAGCACCGCUUUUACGAUGGUAAUGGUGCAGUACAAUGCAAUCGGAACAGACAGCAAUUAAACAUUACGUCCAAAAGAGAGGACGACAUGAAUGGAAAACCUGUUCGACUACGACACUAUCCCUCUGUCUGGUACCUGGUUGGCACGUGUGGCCGACCGGGCGGACAGAACAGCGGUCACGGGGCGACAAUUCUAAGUGCGAAUCUUGAGUGCACCUUGCAAGUUAGCUGUCAUCAGCACGUUUGCUCAUUCACGUUCUGAAGUUCGCGUGGUUAGGUGACCGACCGUGCACCCCGUGCCUUCACCUUCAAGAUACAAUCUCUCAGCCAUGGACGCCUCUGGCGAUGGGGCAAUUUUUUGUUCCCCUCGCCACCCCUUUCCACUAGCUCUUCCUUCCCCGGAUGCUGACGGGUCCUCACGAAUGCAGAUCACGUACGUUUGAUUUGCUUUUGCAGCAUCGCUUGAGCAUUGGAGCGUGGUUGGAUGUGGCGACUAGCCGUAUGCUGAGGCAUCGCAACAAAUUACACCAUCACCAUGACGAUAUGGCCUUUGGCCAACUUUUCCCCCGUCUAGGAUCCGGAUCCGAUCCCGACUGUCGUGUCGAGCGCAACUGGUGCUUUUCUAGCCAAAACCGAAAACAAAAAGCGACAGCGCAAAAAAACCAACCGCCUCGUAAUCGGGUGCAUCCUGUGGUGUUUUAACAAGCAGAAGCCGACGUCUAUUCUUUGUCACAAUCUGGGGAGGGGGGAGGACCCUCAGUUCUCCCCACACUGAUAUUCUGCAUAUGUAAACGACCGACAAUCUAGCGGGAACACAGCUUUAGCAACUGCAUUCGUUGCACCAGUUGUACGCGGGUUACAGUAAUUCAUCGUUGCUUUUGGUUCGCCGGUCUCCCAAUGCUUCGGUUUCUUCGUUCUACGUUCCACAUCACAUUAUUCUUUCUACUGUAGCGAGAUGCAAUGCAGCCCAUCAUAGAUAAACCAGAGUCAGGAUGAGAUACGUACAUGUUGCGUUUGGAAACCAGGGCCAUGUGCUUACCCGUACCGACCCCGUGCACUGCCCGCCAACCAUAGUUAUUUGCGUCGUGUGCUUUUUUUGGCAGUCCAAGAACAAUCACAAUGAAUGGUUGUGCUGCAGGAAAUAUCCCUAUUUCCGACUCGGGACAAAAAGUGUCGGCAAAGUGAGCUUGAAUAGAGGUUUAACACUACAUGUUUGCCUUUGUACUGGGAUUUUUCAUGCACAAUCUGCGUAAUUUGUGAAACAGCCAGACACUCUUUCCAAUCCGGUAGAGCAGCGAUGAAAGGGUUCUGUGAGAGCAUUAUACUGUUUAACUAUCUGUUUAUUGUAAUGCAAAAAGUGCUUUUCUAAGGAAUCACAUUAUUCUAUUAACAGUGAGUUUAGUUUACGCACUGCGCGAUAAGAAGGCUUAGUGUAAAACUGGCUUUAUUCUAACUUGUAUUGAGCCAAUGAAAUCAAUUCAACUUCUGGUCCACUAGGCGGAGUUGGAUUUACAUUCUCAAAUUUAAAAUAACCAGCCAAGGGAAUUUAUUAUCAAUUAUUAGUUUGCCGUUGAAACCGCUUUGUUGUUUUUUUAUAACUCAUUUAAGUUAUUGAAGAAUAAUUGCUCCAAUUCUGGUGACACCUUGUAAUUGUUUUUAUAAUUUAAUUAUGAUAUCAUUGUUCUUUAAAAUAUCUGUUAUCCUUCCUAUAAGCUGCACCAGCAAACCAGUAUUCCCUGCAGGAAGAAGAAGAGUAGAAAUGACAUAAAUUGCCCACAGGUUCCUUCUGAGAAGCAACGGCGAAAGGAAAUUGCCGCACAGGUGCUUUCUGGGAAGAGACUCGAACCAUGAUCCAAUUUGAUGACCCUCGAAGAAUAUUAGAGCUUGCGUUGAACAGAAAAAGCAAAUCUGCUCUUUUUAAUACGGGUUGACAAGAAAGCGCUUCAUAAUCAGACAAUUCUGAAGCUGGAUUGGUUAUCUGUAUUUUUAAUUUCACCUGAAAAUUUAGUUGAUACGUAACACGGCAAGAGCGUUUUUAAAUCUGAUCCAGACCAUUUCUUCCCAAACUUUUCAUGGCAGCAAUUACUGUUCGAGAAAUAGAAAGACCGAUAACGACUUCUAGUGAAACUCUAAAUAAUUUUUCCAUAGAUGUACCUGUCAUCUACCAAGAAACACACCUAAUUCUGGUUUGACAUCGCUAUUUGAUUGGACAUUUGAAGUCCUUGUGGAAUGUGUCCACCUCUGUGCAUGCAAGAGAAAUGUUGCUUUCUUGGAAUUUAAAGGCAUUCAUUUAUUAUGCACGUGAAUAACGAAAAUAUAUUCGUUCCAGAUAUAGGUAAGAUUGAAAACAGCUACCAGUGUCUGUUUGGUUCGUGAACACAGAAAAAAGUCCCACUGGCAGUGAAAUCGUCCUAUCGUUCGACAUAAAUAACGCGAUUCCCAACCGUGCCGGAAACGGAAGUUUCUCGUUUCCGGAUGUAUCGCUUGCAAAACUCCUCAUCGUUUCGAAAGGUUUCCGAUGUUUUUUGCUCUAGUGCUUGUGUUCUUUUUUCCCCUUUUUGCUUUAGUUCUUUAUUUCUGUGCGCCCUGUUUCCGGAGGGUUUUUGUCGUGCUGGUGGAGUACACAUACAGUCCUCUGCUUGCUGGGAUCUCGAGCCGAAGGAUCACCUAAGGUGCUUUGAAAGCGACUCAAUUCCGUAAAUCAGUUUAGCAGCUUCGAAACACGAGAUGUGGAUGUGUUACCGCGUCGGGAAUUGGCAGGAAGUUAAAUCAACGAUCGGUGGCACCGGCAGCCCGGGCAGCCGGCAAACUGAAGCUACCAUAAGCUCGGAAGAUUUAAGCCGCCACUUCGCCACAGCCUAGUAAUUCUGUUUGCCAUCCAGACAGACACCCACUUUAUUAAACCGUCUCCGAGCGGCAUUGUACUUGUGAUCAUUUUUUUUUCGUCGGAUACUGGAUGUUCAAUAUCGUUUUGUCAAAGUCGGAUUCCAGGUAGCUUUAUCGCCCGGCUUCAAUGCAUCUCAUUUUAUGCAUUCCGUACACGGAUACACCGGACAUAAACAUCUUCUAGCUGGGCAGGGAAGGAUACUGCACCGUUCAAAACCACAGCAAUUAUCUCACAGCCCAUUGUGUAUUCGCGAUUCACGCUUUUCGCAAGCCAUCGCUUCCAACGAACCGUUGUUCACCGAGAAGCAAAUUCUCACCAAAGAAGGGAGCGAGAUUACACUGCACCGCCCCAAAUCUGUUCUCGACUUCAGGUUGGCGAACAAAAAAAAAUAUAAAGAGACGGAAGAAACAGAGCCCGCCCCAGCACACGUACCCAGUAAUUCAAUUCACUGUAAAACGAUGCUUAAAUUGGAUCACCGCCGAGUCAAUGGAGAGCGCAAGCAAAAAAGGAUUCACUUUCUGCGUCGCCCGGGUGGCGACCAGUAAGUUGGUUGGAUUAUUUUCCGUCUUUCUUUCUUGCUCUUCGCUGUUCUAGGUAGACACUCUCGUUGUAAGAUAAAUGACGUUCCUGGUGGUUGGUUGCCAACAUUUUCCAUUUUGUUACAUGAUAUUGAGAGUUUCAGGCUUUUUGCUGCUUCAAUAUUGAAAUUCAUUUACCGCGUUUGAAGAUUAUGUCCUGCUAGGUGAAGGCACCGUUUGAUAAUAUGUCCCCGUCAUAAUUGUGUUUAAUUCUAAUUCGCUUUUUAUUUGUCUUCAUGAUCGUAAGACGAGAGCUUUGACUACCUCUUUUACUGGACUUUACCUUUUACUAUCUUGUGCUUGCUAGAGCUUUUUUAACACAUUUUUUCCACAGUCUCUCGUAUCAUCUUUUCUUCUUGUCUUGUUUUUAUGUUUUC